GGGAGAAUGGUAGACGGAGUGAAGGGGAGGGAGGAGGAACCAGAAGAAAAAAAGUUAAACUAAAAAUGGCUUCCUUGUCUUCAGAACAAAACGAUAUAUGCACUGAGCAGCCGACAGAAGACUCAGAAAAAUCUAAAAUAAAGGAAGAGAGAGACCCUGACGAGGUUUCAGAGGAACUGCUUCAAAGUUUUCGCAAGUCGGAGCUUAGCUUUUCAAGUGACCAAGUGGCAUGUGUGUGCGAGGCACUUCUGCAGGCGGGUAAUGUGGAUCGCCUGUGGAGAUUCCUCUCCACCAUCCCUCCUUCGGCUGACCUGCUACGUGGCAAUGAAACUUUACUGAAGGCCCAAGCACUAGUCGCUUUCCACCGGGAAGAAUUCAAACAAUUGUACGCAAUACUAGAGAGCCACGAUUUCCACCCCAGCAACCAUGGGUUCCUGCAGGACCUUUACUUACAGGCACGGUACAAGGAGGCAGAGAGGUCCCGAGGUCGGAGCCUGGGUGCAGUGGACAAGUAUCGUCUUAGGAAAAAGUUUCCCUUGCCAAAAACUAUUUGGGACGGAGAGGAGACUGUAUAUUGCUUCAAAGAAAAGUCGCGCAAUGCUCUCAAAGAGUGUUACAAGAUCAACAGGUAUCCCACCCCAGACGAAAAGAAGAAUUUAGCUAAAGCCACCGGACUUUCCCUGACCCAAGUUAGUAACUGGUUCAAGAACCGACGACAGAGAGACCGAACACCCUCUGGUACCAACAGCAAAAGUGAAUCUGAUGGCAACCACAGUACUGAAGAUGAAGCCAGUAAGGGAGAUUUGGAGGACAUCACAGACAAACAUAUCAAUGAGGACUCGAUCACGUGUUCCACUGGCCCUCUCAUAUCCAUCUCUGGUACUACCUGCAGCACUGGUGGCCAGCUCAUUCUCAACAGCACAGGGGGGUUCCUCACCUCCCCUCAUCCUCUGCUUCUCAAUGGCAGCUCACUGCUCUCAGGCACGGGGUCAAGUGUCAUUAUCAACGGGUUGACCUUAAACGACAGGCAUGCGGUGACUCUCAGUCCAGUCACUGCCAACCCGCCUUUGCUACUGAAUGGAGCACAGGUAAUCCCCAAAGGUGUGGGAAUCAAUGACCUCAGCUUGGAGGUCCCGUCUGUUAGCGAAAUGGAAACACAAGCUACUCUCCCGACUGUGGUACUAAACACCCACACCAGCCCAAAUGGAACCAUCACCCUCCCACUGACAGAGGAUGGGAAAGGAUCCAGUGGCACAGCCUCUUCUCUGCCUACGCUGGAUUUCAUUAACUCCAUCAGUGUCCCAGAGGGCCUGGUACUAAAGACAGAUGAUGGGGUGCAAACUAUAUCACUGACUUCUGUACCCUCGUCCACCACUUCAUCCUCCAUUUCCCCCACCACCCCUCUGUCUCCUCUAUCUGUGAAUCAGAGUGGCCGAACCUCAGAGACCUUAAACCCCUCUCUGGCUGUCACCCCGACAGGAGUGGUUAUCUCUAACCCAAUGGUGCCUUUGACCUCCCAGCAGCAUGAGUUUGUGGUGUUUGCCACCGCUGGCUCGCAGCUUAGUCCCUCUAAUUCCAUCUGCCAGGUGGUCUCGUCUUCCUCCUCCUCCACGCCACAGGUGUUCUCUCUCCCCCAGGUGGUGCCUUCUAUCCAGGGCAUCCCUGUCUCUCAGCUGAUGCAGCACCACUCGGGAGCCCAAGUGUCUUCCUGUCCCCAGCUCGUCCCUGUGUCUUCCCUCACCAGUCAGCUGCCACAGGUUUCUGUCCCUCCUUUACAAGGUCAGAUGCUCCACAUAGCUCCGCGCCUUGCCCAAGUCCCGCAGUGUAGUACGUCCACCACCCUCAGCGAUGACAACAUUUUGUCUGUUUCCCAGGUGGCCAGUAGUCAGGUGUCCCAGGGCUUGACCCUCCAGCUUAGUGAUCAGUCUUCCUCAAACUCUCUCUCUCGUUCUCAGCGGCCUGCGCAACAGGUCAUUCCUAUUUCCUCCCCGACACAAGUCGUCCCUGUCUCUCAGUCGAAAGAACUAGGCCUUGCCCAGUUAGUCCCCGUAUCUCUGCCUCAACUUGUUCCUGUGUCCUCCAUCUCUGCAGCCUCCAAUGGAUCCCUUUCAUUUCCCCAAAUGGUACAAGCUAGCCCUACCCUUUCUAUACCAUCAGCUGGAGGUGCCUUCCAGAUCAUCAGUUCCAACCCCAGUGCAGGUGUUGGGGUCGCUCAGGCACCCCUGCGAGUUAACCAGCUUGGAUCCCUCCAGAGUGUUGGUCCCACAGCCAGUGCCUCUCCUGGGGUUCAGAUCCUCAAUUCGGGGAUCAUUCAAAUCCCCUCCAGCUCACCAGGUACUGGUAACUUUGUUCUGACAGGAGGCAUGGGGGGUAGUCCCAUUCUUAGCCUCCAGCAAGGCAAACUCAUUCUUACCAUUCCAGCUGGCAUCCAGUUCACCAGUGUGCCUGUUAAGUCAAUGUCAGAGAACCCUGUCCAAAGCAUGGUGACUUCUGACCAGACCCCGGUCAUCGUUACUGCAGAGAAUCCGCCCGCCACUUCUGCAGCAGUGCCAGCUUCGUCUUCCCUGCAGUGUUCCUCGUUGAGCUACACCAAUUCUGCACUGUACUGUAGCCCUGAGCCUGGAACGCCAGCCAACCCGACCCCCGUAGCUUCCCCCGACACGCCAGACUGUUCAAGCACUCAGACGUCCUCCACAGUGCUGCCGUCCCAGCACGCCUUGAGCCCAGAGAGCAUGCUGACACUCAGCCCCAUAUGCGGUUCAGGCUCACAGCUUCCACAGACCACGUGGAGCCCCGCUUCACUUGCCUCCUCUGCCACCCUCAGUCUGUUUGAUGUGCGGGGGAAGGGAGACCUAGCAGAGGAUCCCUCUCUGAUGGGACUGCCGGCUAGUGAUGGUCUGCUACUUGGGACUCCUCCGCCUGGUGGAGACAUGGACAAAGAAUCCCAGUUGGAUGAUACAGAAGAAAUGGACGGGGAUUCUAAAAUCCUCACACAACUCCAGUCUGUUCCUGUAGAUGAUGAUUUGGGUUUAUAGAUCAGCACUCCUAACAGACUUUUUGUGAUACAUAUUGGAGGAAUAUGCAUUACAAUCUACAUUCGUAGAGGGGUUCUCGGUAUAGUGUGGAACCUGCUUUUCCCUCUUACUCCCUCAAGUGUGUAUGUGUUAAGAGUGAGAGAGAGAGGGAGAGAGAAUGAACGAGAUUUUGGGGAACAUAAAGCUGAUAUUCAUUUUAAAACUUUUUUUUUUUUAAUAAUUUUUUAUUAAGGCUUACUUUGCUCACGUCCCAGUUCAUAUCAAUUUCUGUGACCAUGUAAGUUUUUUUUUUUUUAUUACUGUACUGUCAGGAAAAAGUGGAUGUAUUAUAGAUGCUGAAUACAUCCAGUAGACAAUCAACAAAUUCCUUAGCAGUUAAAUACAGUGCCGGUGAGGCUGUCAAGAUUAUGAUCAGAUACUGUCGUAAAUGAGGGUAAAAAAAGUUAAAGGGUAACAUUUUUGUUUAGUUUCAUCCAUUCUGACUACACUAAAAUGCCAUCCAGUCAUGCAGUGGUCUGUUACCAAGUAAAACAAAGCAGUUGUGAUGAAAGCAAAGUGAGCUGAGACAGACAAAUGGUUAAUUGCUUUUGUGAAACUGAUUAAUGUGAUAAAUUUGAGUGGAUUCAGUAACUCAAGAUGAUAUAAAAUCUCAGUCUAACAGAUCAACUGACGCUGAAUUGGCUGAUAAGCCACCCAAGCAAAGAGUAAGCACUAAGAGUCAAUGCAGAUAUUCAGGAAAUUUAUGGAUGAUUACGGUAUUGUCAAUAAUCAGUCACAACUUCCUGGUUGGUCGGUAGAUGUAUUUUUAGAACAUUUUUAAACACUUUAAAUGUUUUUUCUAUGCAAUAUCUGGGUUGUCCCAGGGACCUGGAUUUCAGUUAUGGUGGUGCUAUGUGGCAUUUUAUAGAGGGCUAUAUCUGAGAGAUGACUUUGAGAUUGCCAAAGUAUGGACAAUAUAUUAGAAAUUAGAAAUUCAGUGUGGUAGUAGUGAUGUGAGUGUGUCUGGUAUUCAACAUUUGGUCCUAGUAUAGACCUCAAUGAUGGAGAACAAAGCACCUGAGACCUUAACAUUGAUUGCCUUGCAGUUCAUAGGCUAC
This is a messenger RNA of Alosa alosa (allis shad), 4132 nucleotides long. RefSeq names its product SIX homeobox 5 (gene six5). Bases 66 to 3035 code for a protein of 989 amino acids. The transcript is spliced from 3 exons. Gene Ontology annotation, cellular component: transcription regulator complex; nucleus. Gene Ontology annotation, molecular function: RNA polymerase II cis-regulatory region sequence-specific DNA binding; DNA-binding transcription factor activity, RNA polymerase II-specific. Gene Ontology annotation, biological process: regulation of transcription by RNA polymerase II. Lineage: Eukaryota; Metazoa; Chordata; Actinopteri; Clupeiformes; Clupeidae. The record is from RefSeq and is a predicted model, not a curated record.